AUGCUUGCCACCCGUCGCCUCCUACCAAAACUUGUAGCUGUCACAUCAUCUUCAACAGCCGCCACGUCUUCUUCUGGUUCUCAGAAGAGAAAAUACUUCACCCGUCAUGUCCCAGAACCAAAAAUGCAGAUUCACUUGCCGAAAUCGGAAGAUGUUACCGUGGAUUCCAUCGUUCUCAGUGACAACCAUCACGAUGAGAAGAAGCCAGUAGUUUUGAUGGUUGGAUGGGCAGGGGCGAAUCCGAAGCACAUUGAUAAAUAUAUCAAGAUUUAUAACGAUGAAGGAUACCGAGUUGUUUCGCUUUGCCCUCCAUGCUAUCACUACAGUAUUCCUAAUUCACGAGUUGGUUUUUAUAUAUCUCCGUUGUUCAGAGCUGUUGAUUCGAAGGCUGGAGAUUUUCGGUCAUUCUCUCAGUGUCCCAUAGUGAUCCACUCCUUUUCGAUGAAUGGUGUCCGUGGACUUAUUUCGUUCUGGAAAUGGACUGAAGCUGAAGAAAAACCAGAGCUGAGAGGCAGAAUUAAAGGAAUUAUUUUUGAUAGUGCCCCAUCUCGUCCCUACGGAAAGCAAGACGCCACAGCGAUGGUGAUUUCAACUCCUCCCAUCGACGCGCUUGAGCGUUGGAUAAGUGAGCAGACGAGAAUUUCGAUGCUCACUUGGUUUCUAAAUUUACGAGCGACAUUGCAAAUACCACUUCUGGCUGUCGUGCCGUUCCUCCGAUCAUUCAUGUCAAUUUACUAUUAUCUUCAAACACAUAUCACCCUUCCACGAGAUCAGUUAUAUUUAUAUUCAAAAGCCGACACAAUGAUUAAAGCGAAACACGUUGAGAAGUUCAUCAACAAGCAGAAGGAAAAAGGAAAUUCGGUAACAGCUAUCGAUUUCGUCGACUCCGACCACGUGGCACAUAUCCGGACGCAUCCUGAAGAAUACCGAUCAGCCUGCCUCAAUUUCGUUCGGCACAUAGAAGCGACGUUCCAAUGA
This is a messenger RNA of Caenorhabditis briggsae, 978 nucleotides long. NCBI's taxonomy places the organism in Eukaryota, Metazoa, Nematoda, Chromadorea, Rhabditida, Rhabditidae. Bases 1 to 978 code for a protein of 325 amino acids. The record is from RefSeq and is a predicted model, not a curated record. The transcript has 7 exons.